This is a messenger RNA of Capsicum annuum, 1061 nucleotides long. RefSeq names its product protein RGF1 INDUCIBLE TRANSCRIPTION FACTOR 1-like. The record is from RefSeq and is a predicted model, not a curated record. Bases 41 to 742 code for a protein of 233 amino acids. The transcript has 5 exons. Lineage: Eukaryota; Viridiplantae; Streptophyta; Magnoliopsida; Solanales; Solanaceae. Gene Ontology annotation, molecular function: zinc ion binding.
CCUUCAAGCCAAGAAUGAAAAGAACUUUAAGUACACAACUAUGAUUAACAAAUUAGCAAAAAAGGUGGGUAGUGAUUCAAUAACAAAUAUUCCAAAAUGGCUAGAGGUUCUUUUGGAUGAAAAAUUCUUUAAUUCAUGUUUGGUACAUGAAUAUGAGAAAAAGAAUGAAGAAAAUACAUUUUGUUUGGAUUGUUGCCUUACAUUAUGCAUCCAUUGCUUACCUUCUCAUCAAAAUCAUAAACUUUUACAGAUAAGAAGGUAUAUUUAUCAAGAUGUUUUACUAUUGAAAGAAGCUAAUAAAGUCUUAGAUUGCUCCUUUGUUCAACCAUAUACGACAAAUAGUGCUAAGGUUGUGUUCUUAAAUCAAAGGCCAAUUUCAAGACAAGAUAUCAAGUGUUCAAUUAAUUACACUUGUAUUACAUGUCACAAAAGCCUUCAACGCCCAAAUAAAUUUUGUUCCAUCUCAUGCAAGGUACAAUACAUGAUAAGUUGCUCUAAUGUGAAGUCGAUUAUAAAAUAUCAAAAGUUCAUAAGCAACUGUGAAAGUUUAUUGAAACUUAUUGAAGAUCAAAAGACAAGUUCCUCUUGCUCAACCUCAACCAGUCUUGUUGCAGUCACUCUUAAAUCUUCGAUAACCGACUCUAAUCAUACAUCGAUAAAUGUGUCAACUUGCUCGUCAGCAUCUGAUGGCUCAUGCGUGCAUCGGCGAAAGGGCGUGCCACAAAGGUCUCCCUUGUGUUAGAUUCAUAAUACACAAGUUAUUUACGUUGUAGUAGUCAAAUUUUAUUAAAAGAGUUCAAAUAUGAAGAAUUCAACACACACGUAAAGAGAUCAGAAGCUGUUCAACAUCUAAUAUAUAUAUAUAUAUAUAUAUAUAUAUAUAUAAAAUAAUUUAAAUUAUGUAUAAAUAGUGUAUUUUGAACUCCUCGACACUUCUUGACUCCGCCUUUGCACUAGAAUUGACAACUCUACGCUUGUAGAUUUUAUUUUAUUUUUGUUUUAUUGUGCGAAGGUAGCACAAAUAUAUACAAGUGUGGGGCUUCUUAUACGACGGAUUAUUA